Messenger RNA from Quercus lobata, 2214 nucleotides. RefSeq names its product sugar transporter 14 (gene STP14). Gene Ontology annotation, cellular component: membrane. The coding region runs from base 427 to 1977 and encodes 516 amino acids. Gene Ontology annotation, molecular function: monosaccharide transmembrane transporter activity. The record is from RefSeq and is a predicted model, not a curated record. The transcript has 5 exons. Gene Ontology annotation, biological process: monosaccharide transmembrane transport. Lineage: Eukaryota; Viridiplantae; Streptophyta; Magnoliopsida; Fagales; Fagaceae.
AUUUUAGAAGGUUAGGAUCAACGGUGUGUACAUUUAAUUGUGUAAUCUCUUCUUAUCCACUAACAAAAUUAGAGAGGAUUGGCAGUGUGAACCGAAAUCUCUGCUAAAUUAUAGGAAGAAAAAAGGAAGAUAAUUUAGAGGAAGAACACAACUGUGAGAGAAUGGUAUUUGGUUUAGCAUUAGAGAAAGAGAUGGAGAGAACAGCAGAGCUAUGUCUAAAUAUAUCCAUCCGAUUAGUCUGUUUAAAUCAUUGUAACCAAUAUAUAUAUCUCUGAAGCUGAGGAAAGAAGCAUCUAUUUUGCAAAGAUAAGGAUUUCUGGCGCUGGCAUUAAAGUGGCGGUGUCUUUGUUUCUCUAUCUCUAUUUAUUUGUUUGUGUAAAUCCUGAUUCUUUGCAAAGAUAAAGAUCCUCAAGAAACUCUUGAGAGAUGGCAGGUGGAUUUGCGGUAGAUCAAAGCGCUCUUAAGAGGGCCCAUCUGUAUGAGUACAAAAUUACUGGAUAUUUCGUCUUUGCUUGCAUAGUUGCAGCUCUUGGAGGGUCUCUUUUUGGGUAUGAUCUUGGUGUUUCAGGUGGAGUAACUUCCAUGGAUGAUUUCCUUAAGGAUUUCUUCCCUUCCAUUUAUAGAAGGAAGCAAAAACAUCUCAAUGAAACCGAUUACUGUAAAUAUGACAAUCAGAUCCUCACUCUCUUUACAUCCUCUCUAUACUUUGCGGGCCUAGUCUCCACAUUUGCAGCUUCCCAUGUAACUAGAACAUGGGGCAGGAGAGGCAGUAUCCUUGUUGGUGCAACCAGUUUCUUCUUAGGAGCAGUAGUUAAUGCUGCUUCAGUGAACAUUGCAAUGCUGAUAAUUGGUAGAAUCUUACUUGGUGUUGGCAUUGGAUUUGGAAAUCAAGCUGUUCCCUUGUAUCUUUCAGAGAUGGCUCCUGCAAAAGUCAGAGGAGCAGUUAAUCAACUGUUUCAAUUAACUACUUGCUUGGGGAUUCUGAUUGCAAACUUAAUAAAUUAUGGUACUGAAAAGAUCCAUCCAUGGGGCUGGAGAUUAUCUCUUGGUUUGGCUACAGUCCCAGCAACUCUUAUGUUUAUUGGGGGUAUUUUCCUUCCUGAGACCCCCAACAGUCUUGUAGAACAAGGCAGAUUAGAAGAAGCAAGAAUUGUAUUGGAGAAAGUCCGAGGUACCAACAAAGUUGACGCAGAGUUUGCUGAUCUCAUUGAUGCAAGCAAUGCAGCAAGAGCAGUGAAAAAGCCAUUCAGGAAUCUCCUAGCAAGGAGGAAUCGUCCCCAGUUGGUAAUAGGGGCUUUGGGGAUCCCAGCAUUCCAACAACUCACUGGCAUGAACUCUAUACUCUUCUAUGCACCUGUCAUAUUCCAAAGCUUGGGUUUUGGCUCAGAUGCAUCUCUAUAUUCAUCCAUUUUCACCAGCGGAGCACUUGUUGUUGGUGCACUUAUAUCAAUGGCAUUGGUGGAUAAGUUUGGUAGAAGAGCUUUCUUCCUGGAAGCUGGUUGUGAAAUGAUGAUCUGCUUGGUGUGUGUGGCAAUAACUCUGGCUUUGAAGUUUGGAACAGGAGAAAUCCUCCCAAAAGGAAUCGGCAUCUUUCUUGUUCUUGUGAUCUGCUUGUUUGUCUUGGGUUAUGGAAGGUCUUGGGGCCCUCUCGGGUGGCUAGUUCCUAGCGAGCUCUUCCCGUUAGAGACAAGGUCCGCUGGUCAGAGUGUUGUGGUCUGUGUCAACCUCUUCUUUACAGCAUUGAUAGCGCAGUGCUUCCUUGCGGCACUGUGUCAUCUGCAAUAUGGAAUUUUCUUACUAUUUGCUGGCUUAAUUCUCAUCAUGAGUAGCUUCAUCUACUUCCUCUUGCCAGAAACAAAGCAAGUUCCAAUUGAGGAGAUAUAUCUUCUCUGGAAAACUCACUGGUUCUGGAAGAAUAUAGUAAAUGAAGGUGAGGAAGCCACAGACUUGAACGGAAAAUCUGGAGGACAAGUUUAAACUUUUCUAGGAAAAUGUUUCCUGAUUUUAUUGAUACAAGUUGUUUCUUGGAAGCAUACUUAUGUAUUUUGAAUGCAUUAAUUUUUCGUAAAUUAUGUAAACCUGGUGUUGAAUUUAAAAAGUUUCGAGGAUCGAAUAUCAAUGUGUGUAUGUAGGACCUCUGGGAGAUGUCUAACACAUAUAUAUAAGACUAUGUAUCAAAAUUUUCUGGUUGGUUUAUUUUUUCGUCCAUUCUUU